AUGAUAAAAUUUUUAGGCAGUCGUAUGUCACAACUGAAACCUAUCAAAAUGAAUGAAGAUAUUCCCAUACAACUUAAUAUUGGUGGAACAUAUUUUUAUGUUUCUAGAGAAACAAUAAAUCGAAUUCCAUUAAUUGCUGAAAAAUAUUAUCAAAAAAAGGCAACUGAAAAUACUUAUCGUCGUUUUUCUACUGUUGGUUUGAGACAUAAAAUAACGGAAACAAUAAAUUCAUUUAAAAAUUCAAGUAUUGAAUAUCAAAAUGGUUCAAAUUCUUCUAAUAUAUCUGGUAAUUUUAUAUCGGAUUAUGGAAAUGAAAGACAACCAAAACAUUCAUUUUGUUGUACCAAUAUUUUUAUUGACCGUGAUUCAAAAUAUUUUCCAAUUAUUUUAGAAUUUGCUCGAAAUACUGAUGAGGCAUUUGAAACUAGAUUUCAUUUUGAUGAGGAUGAAGACUUAAUUGCUUUAGAAAAAGAAUGUAAAUUUUAUCAAAUGGAUGAUUUUCUUCAAAUUAUACAGAUGCUUAUGGAACCAUUAAAAAUAAAUAAUACAGUUACAUGGAAACAAUCAGCAAUAGAUAGUUAUUGGAGGACAUUUGUAAAUUGUGUUGUUGAUCCAUCAUUAACAUUACCUUUUUUAUUUGAAAAAAAUAGUCAUUUAUUAGCAAAAUGUAUAGCAUGUGAUACUGUACAAGAACCAAAAUUAAGUAGCAUAAUAAAUGUUAAUUCAGAAGGUUGGUUGCCAUUAAUUCAUCAUAUGAGAAGUAUGAAAGGUAUUAUUAUACAAACAAUUGAUGAAACAUGCUGUGUUGUAGAAUGGCAAAAUGGUAUACAAACUCAUCUCCCAAAUUCAUGUUUAAAAAGACUUUUAGAUCCUGUUACAUUUUCUUCUGGUUCUACAACACCAGAAAAUUAA
Molecule: messenger RNA, 912 nt
Organism: Strongyloides ratti
Lineage: Eukaryota; Metazoa; Nematoda; Chromadorea; Rhabditida; Strongyloididae
Product: Potassium channel tetramerisation-type BTB domain and BTB/POZ fold domain-containing protein
Exons: 3
Coding region: 1-912 (303 amino acids)
Biological process (GO): protein homooligomerization
Source: RefSeq, a predicted model, not a curated record